CUGCAGCCAACUUCACUGGCAUACGUGGAAUGAACGAAUAAAAAUAAUAGACGAAAAGAAACGAAAACUGACAUUUUCUUGCAUUCACAACUUUCGUUUGAAAUCAUUUGUGUUUUGUACGUGUAACAAUAUUGAAAUCAUAGAAAAACAAAACAAUGCCUGCACCAGCUAGUUCAACCUCAGUGGGCAGUGGCACCCGCUCGCCCAGCAAAUUGUCAGCACCACGUAGCGCUGGUGCUGGAGGCAGCAAUUUAAAACAACGUAAAACCACCAGCAGCACCACUGCUGCACGUAGCCGUACUACCGGUGGCGCAGGUACUGGUGGCAUGUGGCGUUUCUAUACCGAUGAUUCUCCCGGCAUCAAAGUAGGUCCUGUCCCCGUUUUGGUAAUGUCUCUUUUGUUCAUUGCCUCCGUUUUCAUGUUGCACAUCUGGGGCAAAUACAACCGCUCUUAAAUGACGUACAUGACGUGUGCAAUGAAAUUUUGUUACCUUCAACUCCGUGUGUGUUGAUAUUGUUGUCGUCUUUCGUGUAUCGAACGUAACCCAAUUUUAUUCUUCAUUCAUUCAACUUUGUCGACGUCAUCAUGAAUGGGUCGGUCGGUUGUUCAUUACCGCUGUU
This is a messenger RNA of Lucilia sericata (common green bottle fly), 621 nucleotides long. RefSeq names its product protein transport protein Sec61 subunit beta (gene Sec61beta). The coding region runs from base 156 to 455 and encodes 99 amino acids. The record is from RefSeq and is a predicted model, not a curated record. Gene Ontology annotation, biological process: intracellular protein transport. Gene Ontology annotation, cellular component: Sec61 translocon complex. NCBI's taxonomy places the organism in Eukaryota, Metazoa, Arthropoda, Insecta, Diptera, Calliphoridae. The transcript is spliced from 3 exons.